Messenger RNA from Tupaia belangeri chinensis (Chinese tree shrew), 3154 nucleotides. RefSeq names its product archaelysin family metallopeptidase 1 (gene AMZ1). The transcript has 7 exons. The record is from RefSeq and is a predicted model, not a curated record. Lineage: Eukaryota; Metazoa; Chordata; Mammalia; Scandentia; Tupaiidae. Gene Ontology annotation, biological process: proteolysis. Gene Ontology annotation, molecular function: metallopeptidase activity. Bases 642 to 2150 code for a protein of 502 amino acids.
CGUUGGAGAGACAUCGCGGGGACAGCGUGAGUGAGCACUCCUGGCUGUGUGUAUGCACAUGUGUGGGGAGAGAGGCUGGGGUGGUGUGUGCAGGUGGGCACGCAGGCACUGGUCCCUCUGUGCGUGUGUCCACAUGUGUGUGCAUGCACGUGUGCAUGUAUGAGUGGGGUGGGAGAGCUGUGUUUGCACGCGUGUGCUCAGAGUGAUGGCUGCAUGGGCAGGGUGCUGGGCGUCUGCAGAGAUGAGAACAAGCGAGUGAUGCUGCGAGGUGCCGCAGUGCAGCCAUCUUGGUUGAGUGCUCACUAUGGGCUGGGCCUUGCACUAAGUGCUGACAGGACCUUGACAGAAGUGGCCACUGCUACCCAGCCCUCCAGUGUGUGGUUCCAGCUAAAGACAGCAACUGAUUAGGGCAUUGGUGGCCUUGGAGUGUCCAUGCCUCUCCUCCCUGCUGCUGAGGGUGGUCCAGUGGCAGGCAGACCUGGGCCACACCAGCCCUCAGCCAGCAUCCAUCUGCCAGGAAUCCUCAGCAGCUGCUCCGAUCAACCCGAGAGAAGGUACUGGAAGAGAUUGUGACUGUCUUCUGGUUGGUUCAUGGGCAGCAUCAGGGGCUCCCAGAAGUAGCCAGGCCCCACCCGCUCACCAUGCUGCAGUGUAGACCAGCUCAGGAGUUCAGCUUUGGGCCCCGGGCCCUGAAGGACGCCCUGGUCUCCACCAACUCAACCCUGCAGCAGCUCUACGUUUCUGCCUUCUCCCCUGCCGAGAGGCUCUUCCUGUCUGAGGCCUAUAACCCCCAGAGGACCCUUUUCUGCACACUGCUCAUCCGCACAGCCUUUGACUGGCUCCUGAGCCACCCCGAGGCCCCCGAGGACUUCGAGACCUUCUACGCCUCCCUGCAGCACAGGAAGCAGAGCCUGGCCCGGAAGCACAUUUACUUUCAGCCAAUAGAUCUGAGUGAGGGGCUGGUGGGAAGCUCCCUGCUGGACGACCUGCGCAGCUGCACGGAGGCCUUCUUCCUGGGCCUGCGGGUCAAGUGCCUGCCCUCGGUGGCGGCUGCAUCCAUCCACUGCUCCUCGCGCCCCAUUCAGGACUCAGGCAGGCUCCAGCUCAACACAGAUGGCAUCCUGUCCUUCUUGAAGAACAAUAAGCCAGGGGAUGCACUGUGUGUGCUGGGCCUCACGCUGUCUGACCUGUACCCCCACGAGGCCUGGAGCUUCACCUUUGGCAAGUUCCUUCCAGGGCAUGAAGUAGGCAUCUGCAGCUUUGCCCGGUUCUCAGGAGAAUUCCUGCAAUUGGGGCCUAGUGGCCCCGAUCCAGCCCUGAUAGAGGCGGCAGCAGAUGUUCCUGAGACCCCCCUGCAGGACAGAGGCCAGGCCCUGUGCUUCAGCGCCCUGGGGAUGGUUCAGUGCUGCAAGGUCACAUGCCAUGAGCUUUGCCACCUCCUCGGCCUGGGGAACUGCCGCUGGCUCCGCUGCCUCAUGCAGGGGGCACUCAGUGUGGACGAGGCCCUGCGGCGGCCGCUGGACCUGUGUCCCAUCUGUCUGCGGAAGCUGCAGCACGUCCUGGGAUUCAAGCUCCUUGAGAGGUACAAGAAACUCCACGCCUGGACCCGGGCAGUGGCAGGGACAUGGCCAAGCCAGGAGGUAGGCGAGCCGUCUGUCUCAGAAGACACCCUGCCCUUCAGUGCCGACUCGGGCUUGUGCUGUGAGAGUGAUUCCGAGCCUGUCACCAGCGUGUCAGAACCCCUCACUCCUGAUACAUCGGGCCACGCCUUCUCUGCAGAGCCAGAGCUGGAGCCAGAGGAUGGGCUGAGCUCCCUGGCAGCCUCAGAAGCUCCGUUGCAGGUUGGGGGCCCAGCUGAGGCCAUCAGGAAGCAGGAACAGUGGCUGGCCACAUGCAUCCAGGCCCUGGAGAGGGAAGUGGCCGAGGAGGAGCUGGCCCAGGUAGACAGAGCUGUGGAUGCACUUGGACGGUGGGAGAUGUUCACAGGGCAGCUCCCAGCCCCGAGGCAGGACCUGCCCUGUGGUAGGGACAGUGCAGGGCUACGCAAGGUCCUGGGGGACAAGUUCUCCUCCCUAAGGAGGAAGCUGAGUGCCCGCAAACUCUCCAAAGCUGAGUCUUCCCCGUGUCGCUGGAAGGAAGAAGAGAAUUAGCACGACAAGGACCAUCGUUCAGUGAAGAAGUCAGGGGCCCAGCGUCUGUCUCUUCCUGGGACUCAAUUGACGAUUGCUGUCCAGUGACAAAGGGCACUGUGGACCCAUAUGGGACUAAAAGGAAAGGUCCUCUUGAGAGGCUGAGGAAGAGGUGUCUUCAGAUGGCUGUACACAUGUCCCACCUGCUUGCUCCAAAGCACAGCCUGGCGACAGGGCCAGCAGGUUUCCACGGCAAACACGGUGGCCUGCAUCCUGGGAGAAACAUUCUUCUGCUCCCCACACUUCCCUGGGCACAAUCUGGACUUGGCUGUGGGUGGGAUGAAGCCUCCUCACGCCCCAGGGGCAGAAGGAAGCAGUAGGCUUACUUCUUCUAGGCCGGGGGAAUGCACCUGAUGGGUCCCUCAGUCAUUUCAGUGGAGCUUGAGAGCCAUCCUGGCAGCUCAGAUGGGAGUGUCCUAGGCUUGUGGGCUCUGCUACUGUAACCUCGGCUUUCAAGGCUGACACAGGGUCUCCACUCAAAGGGAAGUCAUGGGGUUUUGUUUCUAUCUAAAGUGUCAACCACACAACAUACCAUGGGUCUCUUUCUGUGGCUCUAAUGGCUUUCUGGUCCUUGGGAACUUCGCACGCAUUUUUGCGAAAGUUCUGGAGAACAUGCCAUUUCUAUUGAUAAUUGCCACAGAAAAGGAGGGUCUAAUUUGCAGAUUUAAGGCCCUCUUCAUUCUGAAAUUGCCUCCUGUUGUAACCUGCAGUGAAGACAAACUGCAGGGACAUUCUUGGGACAGUUUCCUAACAGGCAGCUGUGCUGUUACUAUGAAAAGUUAGGCCAAGGUGGUAGUAGUGUUGUUCAGAUCAGCUGUAUCUUUCUGAUUUUUGGGGGAGGGGGUGUCUAGUUCUAUCCAUUGCUAGGAAGGGGUAUUAAAAUAUCCAUCUGUGGCUGUGGAAUUGUCUAUGCUUCCCUUUAAUUUUGUCAAAUUUUACUUCAUCUGUUCUGAAGUUCUUUUAUG